AUGAAGAAAUCAGGUCCUUUAAUAUUACAGUCCAAUGGAAUGAGCAGUAUAGCAGCGUCUUUUACAUCAACACAAAAUGGCUUAGAAAAGUGGAAACUUGAACGCGAACUUCAACAAAUUGAAUGCGAGGAAUCCUUUAUCCGAACAAACAAGGGCAAAGAAAUUCAUGAACUUAAAGAUCUGGCUUUAAAGUACCUAGCAACAGGCUGCGUUUUUAAACAACAUAGAUUUGAGAAAUAUGACCCCUUUCGAAAAGAAGAAAAAGUGCGUCAGGACAGAAGACAACUUCAGAGCCAACGAUGUAAUCAAAAGAGUGUAUCUGGAAAGAAAACAAAUGAAAAAAGAAUAAUCAUAUCACCAAGACUGCAUAGAAGCAAAACAAUGAUAGACGAAAUUGUUCAUAAAGAAAAGACACCUUCAUGCGGAAGAGUACAUACAAGUUUACCAGACAUAUCCAAACCAUUGGAAAUGAUUGCAAUAGACACCGAUUGUAGGGAGAAAGAUGUAUUGGAUCAAAUGCGAAGUAAAAGUGUCUCAGAAUGCGAUGAUGAAAAUAAUACUCAGAUUAAAAUGUCUGCGUGCUUAUUACCGACAAUAAAGCGUGUUGCAUUAUGGGAACAAUCUAGCAAAGAUCACAAGGAGGAAGAGAAAAAGGAAAGGAUACGACAUAAAAAAUAUCAGCCGAAUCUGAAAGAGGAGUUCAAAAUGAUGUUUCCAGGAAAUUGCAAAACAACAUAUUCAAUGAGAAAAUUUAUAGAUAAAGAAACUAAGAAUGUUAUUCGUGAUAUAGACACGAUUCCAAGGAAACGAAACAGCAAGGAGCAGGAACACUUAAUUAAAAAGUCUCAGUUACCGGAAUUUAUUGACAGAAACAAAACAACGUCUGCCAUUCUAAGAGACUUUCGGUCCAUUAAAAAAUCUCUGAAUGAUGACAAUAAAUUCGAAAAAAAGAUAGGAAAAGAUGAUAAUUACAGUCAUGUGCUACGCUUUCUCGAGCUUGCAGAGUCGUUUGAAGACUAA
Molecule: messenger RNA, 1020 nt
Organism: Saccostrea echinata
Lineage: Eukaryota; Metazoa; Mollusca; Bivalvia; Ostreida; Ostreidae
Exons: 1
Coding region: 1-1020 (339 amino acids)
Source: RefSeq, a predicted model, not a curated record